AUGGACGGUGGUGGUUCCUGUGGUCUCGAGGGAGCGCCAGUAGUGACAUCUGGCGGUAACUCUCUUUCCAGCGCUGGUAUUCCGCUUCUGCCAGAGAAGCACUGCGCCUCGUUUGAUGAAACUUAUGGAGCCGCAGGGGGCAGUACUGGUCCUGAAGGAGUGCCAGUAGUGACAUCUGCCGAUAACUCUCCGGCCAGCACUGGUAUUCCACUUCCCUGCGAUUCAGUGGAUGAAACCUGUGAGUCCACGGCAGGCGGCACUGCUCCAUCGGAGGCUCAGAUAUGUACGGGUUUCUCCAAGUCGAUCAGCUUGGACGUGAAGAAAGGCCUCCAGAAGUGUGCAACGUUCCCACUCUCAUCUGGUCAGGCUCAGCAGGAGGAUGGUUCAUGCUGCCAUGCAGAUGAUGGGCUCACGGCUGCUCCUGCUUACGAGCGCUCUGUGUCCUUACCUCAGCCAACUUUGAAGCUCAUCCCUGCUAUGAAAGGAGGCCGUGAAAAGAAUGGAAUAGCAUCACCAACAGAAAAUCGCCACGUCAAGUGGGCUCCUGAUGUGUACGACCCCCCUGUGACAUCAGUAUGCCGUUCAGUGACUAACAGCUAUCAGCGUCGGUCAAAACACCACAACAAGGAGAAGAACAAACAGAAGAAGAAACAUAAGGGGAAGUCAAAGAAGAAGAACCAACAAAAUUCUACCCAGAAUUCAUCUGUACUGCAGGUUCCUGAUCUCGGGUUGAAAGGUGUUAGCACCACUAGUGGCCAGUCUUCAGUAGACGAUCUCAGCAAACAUGAGGCCGGGAUCAUGGAUAGCAUGGGCAGUCAGGAAGCCAAAUGUGGAAGCAGCUUCCUUCGUGAGUCUGUUGCUAAAAUGCAUUUCUCGAUUGCUGAAGCUUCCUGA
Miscanthus lutarioriparius is the source of this 894-nucleotide messenger RNA. Lineage: Eukaryota; Viridiplantae; Streptophyta; Magnoliopsida; Poales; Poaceae. The record is from the annotation of a GenBank genome assembly.